AUAUGAGGUCCAUCUCCACCUAGGUCAGCUGACGCUGAUCCCCUACAGGGGCGGAGACCCCGCUGACGGCGAGGUGACGUCCACGGUGCCCGUUUCCAUCGUGGUUCACCUGUCAGACGGCGACACCACGUGCAGAAACCCCCCGGCUCGGACACUUUCACCCUGAUCACCCACAAAAACGAGUACCAGUUCCGGGUGCCUGGAGCGGAUGAAGGAUCUCCCCCUGAGGCUGUCCAGAGGGAGCGAGACGCUUGGGUCCAGGCCAUUGACAAACUGUGUUCAGACUGGAAGAGAAAGUCAAAGGUCAAACACACGUUGGUGGACACAAAGGGUCCACGACGUCUCAGCAUGGCCGAAGACACAGAGGACACUGACAAAGAUCUUGAGUCAAGCGGUGGAAUGGGUGAAGUGAAUUAUCCUCCAGUUGAUUAUAAAAACCCCACUUCUGGCGGUGGAGACAAUUUAUCAGCCGGGGACACGAGUCAAAGUCCCCCCUCAGCCAGUUUUGUAAAGCCUGUUCCCAAACCUCGCAGCAUGAAGAACAGGGCAGUUAUCAAGCCAGAUGUUUUGCCUCCCAUGCCAUCACCUGGUGUCGUUGCCGUAUCUUCUCCCACCUCACCCCAACCCUCACCCUCCAACACCGCCCUCACACCCUCACCCAAAGUCCCAGAGACUCCCAACCAGGAAUCAGGCUCCAUAGUUGUGCCUCCACCGCCAAUCAUCCCACCCCCACCACCUUUGGCCUUCAAAUUCCCGAUGCAGUUGGGAAAACCAUGCACCAAGGCUUUCCACUGGGACUUAAUUACCUCAGAGAAGAUUGCAAAAUCCUUUUGGAUGCAAGAAAGCACCAGGAGGAUUGAAAUCGACACAACGCGCUUAUAUGAGCAAUUUUCCGUUAAAGAUCUGGGGACGUUUGGUGCGCCUGAGCCGACCAACACGCAGCAUAUUAUGCUCAACCGGAAGAUUGCACACAACUUCAACAUUUUCCUCAAAAGUUUUCCUGUGAAACCGGGCGAGUUGAAGGACAAACUGUUCAUCGUUGAUGAGGAAGACGGAGGCCUGUCUGAUGAGCACAUCACCUCUCUGAGGAGGUACGUCCCCACGUUGGAUGAUGUGGAAAUGUACAAAUCCCACAAGGGACCUGUGACAGAGCUGCAUAUUGUGGAUCAGUACAUGAUGGAGAUGUGCAACAUCCCCUGCCUGAACGCACAGCUCGACCUGCUGCUGAUUCUGAGAGAGCUUCCGAUCAGCAUGAACGACCUGCAGCCUCUGAUUAACCAGAAGAUCAGAAUGUGCACGCAGCUGAACAACAGCAGGUCAUUCGUCUCUGUGCUGGAGUACCUCCUCGCCAUUGGCAAUUACCUCAACGAGAACGCCCGGAAGGAAAAGGCCAAGGGAUUCCGACUCUCCUCCUUAACUAAACUCUCCCAGCUCCGUGGGAGAGACAGGAAAUUCACCUUGGCCCAUGCCCUUGUGGAGCAGAUCAUGUUGCACGAACCGUGCCUGGCCACUUUUACUCAGGAGUUGGCAGAAUUUGAAACUGUCCCUGGAGCUUCCAUCAAAGGCCUGACCGCAGAAGUAGAUGUCCUGAAGAAUGAACUGCAGAAAGUCAUUCAGUACAGGAAAACCUCCAGGAAGAGAAACGCUGGGGUUCACCCAAACUUCUCCAAAGACCUGAAGAUGGCGAUUGAGAAAUACAACGCGGAUCUCUCUGCACUGACGAAGACGUGUGAGGAGAUGAAGAAACUCUACUCCGUCAUUCUGGUUAAAUUCGGCGAAAUGGCGGAUCAAGACUCUCAGGAACUGUUUGGGUUGAUCUGCCAGUUCAUCCACGACUUCAAGCGGGCCCAUGCUGAAAUCAUAUGAGUGUGAGACUGCAGCGAUGCUUAUUAAUCAGGUCUUAUUGUCUUAGUCACAGUUCAGAGUGAUUCCAAUACAAAAACAGGAUAUAACUGUUAAUACAGCAUCUGAUAUUGAAGAUUCAGUAAAAUGUUGCAUGGAUUUAUAUUAUCAAUAGCAGAUUGUAUAUUUUUCCUGUUGUACAGAUAUUAUAUUUUUUAAUGGGGUUUGGAUGCAAUUCAUUGUAUAGACCAUGAAGACACCAUGAAGUGUAUGCUCAAGCCAAUUCACUUGGAUAAAAGGAUGUCAGCGGAAAUUAUUUUGUGAAUAUAAAACCAAUCUACGUA
Etheostoma spectabile (orangethroat darter) is the source of this 2186-nucleotide messenger RNA. Its product is annotated as formin-like protein 13. NCBI's taxonomy places the organism in Eukaryota, Metazoa, Chordata, Actinopteri, Perciformes, Percidae. The transcript is spliced from 12 exons. The coding region runs from base 349 to 1866 and encodes 505 amino acids. The record is from RefSeq and is a predicted model, not a curated record.